GGAUUUUCCUGAAUGUGAUUCGAGAAUUUAAUGUUUAGUCGGACACGAAUAUUUGCGUCAUGGAGAGUAAAAACGUGGUGUUUAGUGGUGGUGGUGGUGGGGGUUUAGAUAAUGAGGGAUUUGUGGGGGAGGAACCCUCCUGUGAAAAAACGAUCAAUUCUACCCCAGCGGAAACCAACCCCACGGAUGAAGAGGAGGAUGCCCCCGACCGACAAACUUGGUCCUCGCCGUUGGAAUUUUUACUCUCCUGUAUCGCCAUGUCGGUCGGGAUUGGGAAUUUUUACCGUUUUCCCUAUGUGGCCUACACAAAUGGGGGAGGAGCCUUUCUGAUUCCAUACCUCAUCGUGUUGUUCUUCAUUGGGAAACCAAUCUACUUUUUGGAACUCGCCCUCGGUCAGUUCUGCUCUUUCGGACAGGUCAAAGUUUGGGAAGCUGUGCCCAUCAUGAGAGGGGUUGGAUACGGCUCAACUUUGGCGUCCUUUUGUGUCGUCAGCUACUACGUGUCCGUCAUGGCGUUGACGGUUUUCUAUUUUUUCGCCUCCUUUCAAAAAAACCUUCCCUGGACGGUUUGCGAUCCGGAGUGGAACGUCGACUGCGCCGAUAAUUCGACGUCCUAUGCAGAAAUUUAUUUUGAAAAAACUGUGCUACAAAUCCUACCCGAUAUUUCUUCCGGAAUUGGCACACCCACUUGGGAAUUGACGUUGUGCUACUUAUUUUCAUGGCUGGCUGUUUUCUUUUCGAUCAUUAAAGGAGUCGCGUCCAGUGGAAAAGUAGCCUACUUUACUGCGAUAUAUCCCUAUAUUGUGCUAAUCGUGCUGCUAAUUACGGGAGCCACCAAAGAAGGAGCGUCUGAUGGCAUGUGGUACUUUAUAAAGCCACAAUGGGACAAAAUCCUUGAAGCGAAGGUGUGGUAUUCUGCCGUGUCGCAGUGCUUUUUCAGCCUUUCGACUGGAUUUGGGCCGAUUAUAAUGUACGCGUCGUAUAACCCGUUUCGGCACAACGUGUACAGGGAUGCCAUGAUUGUGUCAUUAAUCGAUACAGGAACUUCUCUGUUGGCUGGAUUCACGGUUUUUUCCAUUCUCGGAAAUUUAGCCCAUGAAACCGGCGCAAAGAUUGAAAAUGUGGCAAAAAGCGGUCCCGGUCUGGUAUUCGUUUCAUAUGCGGACGCGAUCGGAAAGUUCGACCAAGUUCCACAGCUAUUUUCGACCCUUUUCUUCCUAAUGCUGUUCAGUCUUGGAGUUGGAUCCGCCGUGUCGUGGCAAAUGGCUGUGAUUACCGUGAUUUGUGACCAAUUUCCAAAAUUGAAGAAAUUACAUGUUACCAUGGCAACGUGCGGGGCGUGCUUUUUGCUCGGACUCAUUUAUGUGACACCGGGUGGCCAACAAGUAUUAACUUUGGUGGAUAACUUUUCCGGAAAUUUUGUAAUCUACAUUUUAGCGACGCUCGAAGUGAUGGCGAUAAGUUGGGUUUACGGGUUGUCUAAUAUCGUGACGGAUUUCGAAUUCAUGUUGGGACAAAAGAUUGGAAUUUAUUGGAAAUUUUGUUGGGGAUUUUUUGUUCCCGUAUUUUUAUUUUUGAUACUAAUUUAUUCUUUGGUUACUAUGGAAACGGUGGAAUAUAAUGGCGUCCCCUUACCGGGAAGAGCGAUUGCUGCUGGAUGGGUCUUGGCGUCAUGCUGUCUCAUUUUCGUCCCAAUCUUUGCAUUUAUCGAGAUCUUCAAAAACUCGAAUGAAAAAUUGACGCUUCUGGAGAAAGUCAAAUCUUCUCUGACCGCGUCGUCCCUCUGGGGUCCAAAAUCUCCCAAGGAACGGGCCCUUUGGGAAAAUUACGUUAUUGAAAAUAAAUCUAAAAGUAAAAAGGGUUCUUGUUUUAAAAGAAAGAAAUAAUUUUUUGUUGCUAAUAAUGUCAAGAAUUCUCGAUUUUGUAAAUAAUAAAUAAAUAAAAAUUGU
Molecule: messenger RNA, 1949 nt
Organism: Folsomia candida
Lineage: Eukaryota; Metazoa; Arthropoda; Collembola; Entomobryomorpha; Isotomidae
Product: sodium-dependent nutrient amino acid transporter 1
Exons: 17
Coding region: 60-1886 (608 amino acids)
Biological process (GO): sodium ion transmembrane transport
Cellular component (GO): membrane
Molecular function (GO): L-amino acid transmembrane transporter activity
Source: RefSeq, a predicted model, not a curated record